UGCCGCUAUACUUGCAGUAAGGAUUAGUGCAAGAGAUGGAGAAGAAGGAAGGAAUGGAGAUGGAAGCAGCAAAAGAAAAGGAGGCAGCUGAGGCUGAGACAACUGAGAUAGAAACCAAAAGGUCCAGCAGUGCUGCUGAGCCAGCUCAAGUCAAUAAAAAAAUCAGACGAGAUUAUAAAACAUACCUGGAUGUUGCAGUGUGUAUAAUCCUGCUUUCCCUGUUAAUCGCCUGUGUAUGGGUAGCUCCUAUCAUUAACGGACAAAACGAGAAGAUUGCUUCGAUAGAAGCAGGGCUGGAACACCAGAUGAUGGCAAGCGAUGGAAGACUAUACGAACAGUUCAAAUGGUAUGAGGCUAACUCCACUGCAAAGAUGAACGAACUCAAAUCAAUAGUAAAGGACCUGCAGGAACACAUUGAGACUAUUGAAAACGAACUUCAGCACGAAAAAGCAAAAAAUUUAGAGCUUAAACGAAAGAUUGACGAAAACAGCGAUAAAAUUGCAGAGUGGGAAAGGCAGAAUACACAGAUGGAAGAGACAGUGCGAGAAAUUCACGAAAAUACAACUUCGGUGUUGCAAAGAAAGAUAGAGACAUUGGAAGAAGAGCUUACAAGAACCACUGCCGCCACUGAACUGGAGCUGAGAAGCAUAGUGAGAAGCAUUGCCUUCCUAAACGCCACCAAAGCCAGCACAGAGACUGUGAAUGAUCAAAUUGGACUACUAGACAGAGACAAAGUUGACAGAAGCGAGUUUGAAGUUCUAUCCACCAACCUGUCAUUUCUAGCAGAGACAAGUUCCACUGCACUUGAGGAGAUACGACAAGAGCUGAAUGAGCUAGCCGACAGUGCACUGAAUGAGACUCACUAUCACGAACUACACCAAGCGAUAGCAUCAAACGCCUCACACUUCGAGGGAAGGAUUCAAACUUUGAAUGCGAUACUUUCAACGAAAGCAGAUCAACAGGACGUUACUACAUUAUCCAAUAGAGUCUCAAAUCUCGAAGGAUCGACUGUGGACAAGGACACUUUCCAGGAGUUAAGAGACACUGUUGAGGACAUCGAUGAAAGAAAGGCAGACAAGGCAGAUCUGAAUCCACUCCAGGGAAGAGUGAAUAGUCUCGAACGCAAUACUGCCACAAAGAGUGAGCUGAGAAGCCUCAACGACAAACUAUCAGGCCACCGUUCAACUUCAGAUGGAGUUCAUGACAGGCUAUCUUCUGAUAUCAGAAGCAACACUGACAGCAUAAGUGACAACACAGGGAAAAUCACUACGCUGGAGAGCUCGACAUCAGGACUGACUCCAUCACUGCUGGUGAUAGCCUUCACUGUAUCAUUGGUCCGCUGGGCCUCAUACUGACCAAAUCAGACUGUGUGUACGUACUAUUCCUAUCAUAUACAUGUAUCAUUUUUAUUGCCCUCUUAACCAUUGAAUGUUUUAUUGUUAAGUUUUAGCCAUCAUAAACCAAGUUACACUUUGCAGCGUGAUCGCAUUAAAGUUGCUACUCAAGCUUAUUGGGUAACCAAUUAAUUUUGGCACUGUUAUACUGGCCUGAAACAAGGAAAACAGCUA
Molecule: messenger RNA, 1568 nt
Organism: Geodia barretti
Lineage: Eukaryota; Metazoa; Porifera; Demospongiae; Tetractinellida; Geodiidae
Source: the annotation of a GenBank genome assembly